Molecule: messenger RNA, 558 nt
Organism: Insectozyma verbasci
Lineage: Eukaryota; Fungi; Ascomycota; Pichiomycetes; Serinales; Debaryomycetaceae
Source: the annotation of a GenBank genome assembly
AUGUUUAAUUUAGUUACUAGGUUUCAAGCUGCUACAAAUCAAGCAUUAACUGCAUCUGUAAUAAUAACUGGGGUUGUAAUAGCAUUAACUAUUCUACAAUUGUUUAAAGAUGAUGUUUGGAAUUUACAAACAACUCAAGUUACAAAUUUUAAACCAACAUCGAAUUGGAAAUAUUCAUAUCAAUAUGGUUCAAUUAAUCGUAAACCAAAGGAAAAUACAAAAUUACAAUUUAAUUUAAAAACAGAUUUAUCACAUUUAUUCAAUUGGAAUACAAAACAAAUUUUUAUUUAUUUAACUGCUGAAUAUCCUGGAAAAUCAACAGGUUCAUCAAAUAAAAUAACUUAUUGGGAUAAAAUAAUAACAAAUCCCAAUGAUGCAAAAUUAGAUUUAAAAAAUCAGAAGAGUAAAUAUUCUGUAUAUGAUGUUGAAAAAAGUUUUAGAGAAAGAAAUGCUACAGUUAGAUUAGAAUGGAAUAUUCAACCACAUAUUGGUCCUUUAAUUUAUGGAUCAACUGAAGAAUUAGGUCAAUUUCAAUUCGUAACGAAUGAGAAGAAAUAG